GACAUCAAUACGCGCCUGACCUGUACACGUUCUCCCUUUACCCUCUUGGAAACAGCCUAAUAGCAAUGUCUUGAGUCUGAUACCUUUCUAGCUGCGUGCUGGCAAGCAUACUUACACCCACCAUACCACUCUACGAAGCCAGUCACGCAGCCACUCUCCUUCCAGACCUGUCCCGCGUCCCUAUCCCCGUCCGCGUGCACAACUCUCCUAGACAACAUGAUGGCCUCGAAUAUCUUGUCAAGGCUCCUCCCCUCUGCUACCGACGAGAACUCAGACCUAUUACCUCCUCGCCCACCUCGGUCGUCCACUUCCUCCGAUCCUGACAACCUAGAAGCAGCCCUGGACGAAGAGAACUUAGGAGAGCAUUUUGAAGACCAAGAUCUGGAUCAUCUGCUUGCUGAAGCUGCUGGAAGUCAAGCUGACACUGCGAGCACUGCAGCGUCGCCUGAUCGGAAGCGCCAGGCCUUCUCCGCUGGUUGGAAGCCUCAGAUGAGCAGGCCGAAAUGGAUGUCGACCGCGCCGGGACGGGAGCAUACUGACGAUGAUGACGAUGUCCCGGAAUCACUUUUGCUUGAAGCCAGGACAGAAGCACCUCCACGAGUAAAUAAGCCUACAAAUAUCCCUGGACCUAGAAGUGCAGCGGUCCCUGCAUUACCGGGUCCAUCGUCACAGCGAACACAAACACAAACACAAACACAAACACAAACACAAUGGGACGCUACGCGAGCACAUCAGCGCCUUCAUAGUGACGGGAGGUACAAGAGACAGGGAACCAGAAUCCCCAUGAUAAAUCAAAGAGUAACGUUAACACAAGAUAGAAGAGAAAAGGCUUUGUGGUUGUGGGCCAAUGUUCAAGAUUUAGACGCCUUCCUGGUCGAGAUCUACGAGUACUAUGCGACCAAAGGUAUCUACUCGAUCAUGUUAUCGAAGGUACUAUGGCUUUUACAGGUAGCCUUUAUCGUUGCGCUAGGGACAUUUGUGUCCUUCUGCGUUGACUUUAGUGCAGUAUCACAUGAGAAGAAGCUUCGAGAUGUUGUGCAUGGCCAAUGCAUCCAAACAAGAGUGCACGGCUUCUGGUCCUUUAUGCUCUGGAUAUUAUUUGGUGGGUGGUUCUACGCCCUGGCCAUAUAUGUCAUCCAGAUCCCGCGGCUUUGGCAGAUACACGAUUUCUUCCACUUCCUACUGGAUGUACCAGAUCGCGACAUCCAGACUGUUUCGUGGCAGCUUGUUGUUGCCAGGCUUAUGGCACUCAGAGACUCCAAUAUCAUAACUGCGCAGAAUAUAUCUGCCGCCAAUCGAAGAUUCAUUGGUAGCCAGUCUAAAACCCGCAUGGAUGCACACGACAUCGCCAACAGGCUUAUGCGUCGUGAGAACUAUUUGAUAGCGUUGUUUAACAAAGACAUCCUUGACCUCACAGUACCUAUCCCGUUCCUCGGUAGACGGCACUUAUUUUCCAGAACGACCGAAUUCCAUGUCAACCUGGCCGCAAUAGAUUUCAUGCUGGAUGAACAAGGCCACGUGCAUCCUCACUGCCUGUCUGAUAAGAAUAGACACUAUCUAAUCCAGACUCUCAGACGUCGCUUUGUACAAACAGGUCUCAUCAGUAUCGUAUGUGCUCCCUUUCAGGCGAUGUACUUUGUGGUCUGGUUGUUCUUCAAGUAUUUUACGGAAUUUCAAAAAGACCCAUCCCAGAUCAUGGCACGAUCGUUCACUCGACUUGCUGAGUGGAAGUUCCGAGAAUUCAAUGAACUUCCUCAUUUGUUCGACAUACGCAAGAACAUGGCCCUAGGUUAUUCUGACAGAUAUCUACAGCAAUUCCCGAAAGACAAGACCGAGAAACUCGCAGGUUUCGUGGUCUUUAUAUCAUCAGCUAUUCUCGCUGUGCUCGGGUUGGCUACACUUCUCGACUCGGAAUCUUUCCUUGGAUUUCAGAUUACCGAUGGACGAACAGCGAUCUUUUACAUUACGCUCUUCUCAACUAUCUGGUACGCUGCUCGGAAUAGCGGUCCACAAGAAGAACCGACGAUGGAUCCCAAGCUGGCCUUGUCCUUUGUUAUCGAGUGUACGAGAUACUGCCCGGCAUCGUGGACUGAUCGACUACAUACUGAUGAGGUCCGUCAAGAGUUCACGACCCUGUACCAACUCCGGCUGGUCAACGUCUUCGAGGAACUACUGAGCAUAUUUGUAACUCCUUACAUACUUAUGUACCGGCUUCCAAAAUGCAGCGAACGCAUCGUAGACUUCUUCCGCGAAUUCACCAUCAACGUGGACGGCCUGGGUAACGUCUGUUCCUUUGCAGUCUUUGACUUCAAGAAAGACGUCGAGAAUGUCGCACGCAUCCGCCCCGACCGGGCGCACGAAGAAUCGGGCCUCCGCGACGACUACUAUGGCACCAAAGAUGCAAAGCUCGUCGCCUCCGUCAUGGGCUUCCAGGAAACAUACGUCACGAACGCCGCAAGUACGCGCCGCUAUAAUCGCAAGCCCACAAAGUUCCAGUUCGAGCUACCGCCCCAGUUUGACUUGUACAAUCUCUCGGAUCCGCAAAAACAGUCCACUAUCCGAACGCCACAAAUGCGUGGGUUUCAACAUACCCCACGCGUUAACGCACAUCCUGGCCGUGCGUCGCCCAUGCACUCGAUCCUGCUUGAUCCGCAUCAUCAGCCGGCCAUGUCCAUCAUGCGGGGGUCACAAGCUCAGCAUGCACAGGCGCGCCAGCGUGGCUCACGGCAGCCGUUCAGUGGGGUCGAUGAGAGUCCGGUGAUCUCGGCGCGGGACAUGACGACGAGUCGCAUCAUCGAGGAGGAUAGUAACCUUGGAGAGUCGUGGCGGACGACGAGGGCUGCGCAUGUGGAUGAGGAUGAGGAUGCGAAGGAGAUGGAGAUACAGGAUCAGAGGCCGGGUGUGUUGGGGCUGCUGUAUCAAUUUCAGAAGAAGCAGACUCAGGGACGAGGACCCGGCGCUGGCGUGGUCUAGAAGAUCCGGCAUGGACGUUUGUUUGGUGCGUUCUUCGUGCACGGGUAUUGGCGCUUGGGUAGACGCUAUGUCAUUUAGCAGCAUCAGGCUGGAGUUUUGAUAUUGUCCGAACUAGUACAGGCAAAGUUAUAUACCGCACUCGAGCUACAUCUACAUGCUC
This is a messenger RNA of Pseudovirgaria hyperparasitica, 3133 nucleotides long. Its product is annotated as APG9-domain-containing protein. Gene Ontology annotation, cellular component: autophagosome; phagophore assembly site. The record is from RefSeq and is a predicted model, not a curated record. The coding region runs from base 217 to 2973 and encodes 918 amino acids. Gene Ontology annotation, biological process: autophagy of mitochondrion; protein localization to phagophore assembly site. Lineage: Eukaryota; Fungi; Ascomycota; Dothideomycetes; Acrospermales; Acrospermaceae. The transcript is spliced from 2 exons.